Molecule: messenger RNA, 651 nt
Organism: Acanthosepion pharaonis
Lineage: Eukaryota; Metazoa; Mollusca; Cephalopoda; Sepiida; Sepiidae
Source: the annotation of a GenBank genome assembly
AUGAGACCAACCAACACCUUCUUCCAACAAGGAAGGGAAUUCAACCUAUCUUCUCCUUUGAUUUCUUCUUCUUCUUCUUUUUCUAUGAUCUUUUCUUCUUCUUUUUUUUCUUAUUUCUACUACUCACCUUUCCUUUAUACUAUCUUUUCUUCUUUUUUUUUAUUUCUUUCUUUUCAGUAUCUUCUCCCUUACAAUUUCUUCUAUUCAUUUUCUAUGAUCCACUUUUCUUUCUUUUUCUUUUUCUUUUUCAUUUUUUCAGUAUCUUCUCCUUUGAAUUUACUUCAUUCUUUUUCUUUUUUUUCUUCUUUUUUUUUCAGUAUCUUCUCCCUUUUCCUUCUUCUUCUUUUUUUCUUGAUUUUUCUUUUUUUUUCUUCUUUUUCAAUUAUUUCUACUACUACUCCUAUUACAAUUAAUACUAUCAUUGCCACUCUUUCUUUCUUUUUUUUAUUUUCUUUUCAUAUUUUCUUCCUUUUUUCUAUGAUUUUUCUUCUUCUUCUUCUUCUUCUUCUUCUUCUUCUUCUUCUUCUUCUUUUUAUUUCUUUUCUUUUUUUUUCUAUGAUCACUUUCCUUGAUACUUCUUUUCUUCUUUUCUUCUUCUUCAAUUUUUCCUUGAUUUUUUCUUCUUUUCAAUACUACUCCUAUUACAAUUAA